Molecule: messenger RNA, 2023 nt
Organism: Malurus melanocephalus (red-backed fairy wren)
Lineage: Eukaryota; Metazoa; Chordata; Aves; Passeriformes; Maluridae
Gene: SLC38A8
Product: solute carrier family 38 member 8
Biological process (GO): amino acid transmembrane transport
Molecular function (GO): amino acid transmembrane transporter activity
Source: RefSeq, a predicted model, not a curated record
AUGGAGCGGGCGGCGGCCGAGGSCCGGCCCCUGCUGCCGGCGGCGGGCGGCUCCGCCGGGCUCUCCUCGCCCGGGCUCUCCUCCGCCGGCGCCGUGUUCAUCCUGCUCAAGUCUGCGCUGGGCGCGGGGCUGCUGAGCUUCCCCUGGGCUUUCGGCAGGGCCGGCGGGGCCRUCCCCGCCCUCCUGGUGGAGCUGGGCUCGCUGGUGUUCCUGGUGAGUGGGCUGGCGGUGCUGGGCUAUGCCGCGGCGCUCAGCGCCCAGCCCACCUACCAGGGCGUGGUCCGGGCUGUGUGYGGGGCAGCCGUGGGGAAGCUCUGUGAGGUUUGCUUCCUCCUCAACCUCUUCAUGAUCUCCGUGGCCCUCCUCAGGGUGGUGGGCGACCAGCUGGAGAAACUGUGUGACUCCCUGUACCCCAAUGGGACACUGAGCGGGGCCCCCCAGCUGCCCCCCUGGUACGUGGACCAGCGCUUCACCCUCUCGGCUCUCUGUGUCCUCGUCAUCUUCCCACUCUCUGUUCCCAGGGAGAUUGGCUUCCAGAAGUACUCCAGCAUCCUGGGCACACUGGCUGCCUGCUACCUCACUCUGGUCAUCAUCCUGAAAUACUACCUGCAGGCAGAGAGCCUGAGUUUAACUGAGCCUCCCCAGCCCACCAGGUCCUCCUCCUGGACUUCCAUCUUCAGUGUCAUUCCCACAAUCUGCUUUGGCUUCCAGUGCCAYGAGGCAUGUGUGGCCAUCUACAGCAGCAUGCGCAACCAGAGCUUCUCCCACUGGGUCACCGUUUCUGUGCUCUCCAUGCUCAUUUGUCUGCUCAUCUACUCCCUCACUGGUAACCCCAGCGCCAAACCCUUCACCCCUUCUUGCCCUGGGGGUCCCCUCUCCCCUCRGCUCAUCCAUCCUCCUCGGGGUUCCUCUGCCCUGCUCACUGCACGGCUGCCCACCCCCACCUCCCUGUCAGCAGGGCUCUAUGGCUACCUGACCUUUGGCAAGGCCGUGGCUUCCGAUGUCCUGAUGUCCUACCCAGGGAAUGACCCCGUUGUCAUUGUUGCYCGCCUGCUCUUUGGCGUCUCCAUUGUGACCAUUUACCCCAUUGUGGUGCUGCUGGGCAGAUCGGUGGUGAAGGAUUUGUGGGCAACCCCGAAGCGCGGGGCCGUGGCAGCRUCUGAGGCACACGAGCGGCGGAGCCGGGUGGCACUGACGGUCACCUGGAUGGCUGCCACACUCGGCAUCGCCCUGUUCGUCCCUGACAUCGGCAAAGUCAUCGAACUCAUCGGGGGCAUCAGCGCCUUCUUCAUCUUCAUCUUCCCAGGGCUGUGCCUCGUGUGCAUGACUGGGACCCGCAGCCUCGGACCACGCAAAAAGGCUGCUCUCAUCGCCUGGGGUGUUCUCUCCGUUCUGGGCGGUGCCUUUGUCUGCGGGCAGAGCGCUGCCCUGGCCGUGCUGGGGCUGCUGCGCUGAGGGGCACAGAUCCCCAUCGUGACUCCCACCAUGACCCCCCAGCACCCUGCCCUGGACAYGUCCCAGACACAGCCACACCGCUGGAUCCCAUGGCCGUUUUAUUUGGCAUCACCGUCCCMGUUGUACAGUGGCUAAUAAAGACAGGACAGGGUAUUGACAAGGGUCCUGUGCCGCACACCCCGAGGGACCCCCACGCACAGCGGGGUGGGCGUGGGGCUGGCACAGACAGACAGACACACAGACAKAAGUACAGAGCCCAGGRAGGAGGAGAGGCAGCCACCCUCAUGCCUGCAAGGCACCAGCUGCAACUGUGCACAUGCAAAGGAAACCCCAUGGGACCCCCACGCCUGAGAAGGACUAAGGGGUGCCUUAGGAGCAGGGAAACCCCCCUCUGCCACCACCCUGGCUCCCCCUGGGACAGGGGUCCCCAUCCCUGCACCAGGCACAGCCUCAACCCUCCCAGUCUCCUCCCUGGGUGGCCCCUGGGGACUAGCACAGACCCCCAACCCACUCACUGCUUUCCGGGGGGCUCCAGCCUCCCAUCCCCUCCCAUCCCUGCUUCCUGGUG